Molecule: messenger RNA, 1536 nt
Organism: Fusarium keratoplasticum
Lineage: Eukaryota; Fungi; Ascomycota; Sordariomycetes; Hypocreales; Nectriaceae
Exons: 1
Coding region: 406-1536 (376 amino acids)
Source: RefSeq, a predicted model, not a curated record
AGACUUCAAGCACGACAAAUCUCUAUUGAUCGGACCUCAUUACUUGAGCCUUGCCACAAACAACAUAUCACAGCUGGCGCUAAGAGUGCGCCGAAGUGGGCUGCUCUGUCGCAGGCGAGUAUACAACAGUUUGACGUUGACCAGCAGGAGCCAUCGCGGGCUGUCAAGGUGGGUUAAUCGUUCGCUCCACACAAGUCAAUCAACCUCUAAUAGUUCGUUUAGAAUACACGACAGUCAAGGCCUCUCAAACGCUCAUACAGCUCACUCUCUGAGCCCAAGGUCGAGUGUGAGGACCAAUUCUACCCGGCCACCUUGCUGUGGAAACCGCACAACAGCAACAGCGAAAGAGAACACCAACCAAAACGGACACGGUUGACGCGUGAAGCCUUGGCUCUUUUCAACAAGAUGGGAGAGAGGAAGGGUAAAAAGGCAUCGGCGCCUGCUCCCUUGGAAGCCACAGUUGCGUCGUCUACAACCAAGACUACUUCCACAACGAUGUCUGGGUUUGCCGUGCAGGCCAGGAAAAACGGUAUUCUCAAGCAACAUGAGUCCAAGCCUCCGGUAAAUCUGGGUGAUAUACGAGAGCGACAUACCCAGUCUCGCGAAACGGCAUCACCUACUGAAUCCAUGUACGAGGACUAUGUCAGGACAGUUGGGAAAAUCCCUAACGAAGCGACCAUGAUCUUUAAGGCCGGGACGAAGCUACUGAAGAGUUACCCGAACGAAGACUACGACCAAGCCAUCAACCGGGCGUUCACAGGCUUUCCGAAAGACGCUGGCUUCAACAAGGGUCUGUCUGCACCGCAGCCUGACUUUGUCGAGGGGCUUGAAGUGGAAGAGUUUCGCUCGUUACCGAUCGAGGAUCACAUCGAUGGAGCCAUUCUUUACAAAGAUGAUCCCUAUUCCGUGACAUUGCCGCAUUUGGCUGGGGAGUUCAAGGGGCCUGGAAAGGAUAUGGAAAAGGCAAGGCUGCAGAGCGCCUAUGAUGGAGCGGCUCUCGUUUAUGGGAGGAAUCAGGCCCUUAAUUCUAUUGGGGAACCCUCCAUUGCUGGUCAUGCCAAGAUCACGACGUUUACCACGGACGGUGCCAAUCUGAACUUGUUCGCUCACUAUGCCACUUCAUCAGAGGACGGCACGGCUAAGUACAACCAGUAUCCCAUCAGCUCGACGAACCUGACCAUCUCUCACGAAAAUUUCAGGGAGGGCUAUAGGAAGCUCAGGAAUGCCCAGGACUACGCAAGGGAAGAGUCCUAUAAGCUCAGGGACCAGCUCAAGGAGCAUUGGAAGGCCAAAAGAUCCCAGUUUGCCCCUCUUCCCUCCAUCGAAGACGAAGAUGACUACCAAGUCAUCGACCGGGAGCCCAUUUAUCAGCCUGCACCAACCAUGCCACCCAGACUCAAGCACGACAAGGCGUCGGUGUUGCAGUCCCCGCAUUCCAUCGAGGCCUCAUCACCGUCCGUGGCGGAUAUUGCAAGUAGCCGCAGCUACAAACGUCGAGGCUUCCAUCGCGAUCGUCGAGGUCAAGCAAGGGAAUAG